Alligator sinensis (Chinese alligator) is the source of this 8131-nucleotide messenger RNA. It is a transcript of the gene POFUT3, whose product is annotated as fucosyltransferase 10. The record is from RefSeq and is a predicted model, not a curated record. Gene Ontology annotation, cellular component: Golgi membrane. Gene Ontology annotation, molecular function: alpha-(1->3)-fucosyltransferase activity. The transcript has 6 exons. Lineage: Eukaryota; Metazoa; Chordata; Crocodylia; Alligatoridae. The coding region runs from base 1945 to 3303 and encodes 452 amino acids.
UGCUUUGAAAUAUCCUUCAAUCCAGGUUUUAUCCUGAUCCCAAGUAGAUGCACAAACUGAAAGUAAAAAACAGCUUAGAAACAAUGGCAUGAAACAGGACCAAUUUUCAUGAGCUACUUCAUCCAGCGCUAAGACAUGUCUGGCUCAAAAUGCUGGUCUGGUGUCCACAGAAAACCACAGUCCUUGAUUGUGUCACAUUCUCAGUAGUGAUGACUGGGGAGAAGAACAGAGUGAAAAGUGCAGGAGGGAUGAUGGAACAUGUGGAACAAACUGGUAUGCCUGGGACCAAGCCUUAACUGUUGCUGGCUACCCUGCAUGCCUCACAGUGCAGCAUGAUUAGGAUCAGGAGGAAGAAACUUUGGGCAUCUUGCUUUUGCAUCGUGACCUGCUUUUUCCUUCUUGUGACACUCCAGGAGCAUCGGUACACCCACUCAAAAUCUUCAGCUGUGGUGGCAGCCUCUACCCGGUGCUUCUGAGGAUAAGUAUUGUAAAAAAAAAUCCUUCCUUGUCCCUGUUGUAACCAGCAAAGCAAACUUAGAAGCAUGGGAAAACCAAAUACCCCCAGUGACAAGCUGCAGAAUCUGGACAAGUCCCAUUGUGCGGUUAAAAGAGUUGUGAGAGAGUUCUCAAGAGCAUGGUCUCCCAUCUCUUUCAGCAUCACCUCAUUACUGUCGGUGGAGAACCCUUGGAAAACGUUGAGCAUUUCCCAUACCUUGUCAGUGAAAAUGUGAAUAGGUAGAAAUUAGAAAGACAAUGAUUUUUUGUAUCCAGUAGAUUUAGGAAGUGAAGUUCAUAGGCUCAUCUACGGAAGGUGUUUUGUAAAACCGUGGACUCAAUAUAGACAUUGAUUUUAUGACACAUUACAAUCUGCUUGACAUAUGAUUCACCAGGUGCCUGCCUGAUCUGACCUCUUACAUUCGUCUUUUUCCCCACCUUUUCUCCCCUCCCCUCCCCUACUUUUCUGCCCUUUGUCUCCCUGAUUUCCUGCUAUAUCCUUCUUUAUUGAUAGCCUUUCUUAUCCUGUAUAUUUCCUCUGUAAUGUUUCCCUUUGGCCUUUCUUUUCCCCUGCUUUCUUCCCCCUCUCUCCCCUGCUUUACCUUUUGUUUUUCCUUUUUACCUAUUUAUAUUUUCACUGCACCCUCUCACACUUUGAACUUCUCUCAAUCCUGUUUUCCUGAUUUCCAACUAUUUUCUUUUUCACUGACAGCCUCCUUUCUACCUUGCAUUCUAUCACUGUAAUGUCUCCCUUCAGCCUUUUUUAUUCUUUUCCCCUGCUCUCUUCCCCUCCCCCCUCCCCCCUUUGCUUUACCUUUCUGCUUCACCUUCUGUCUUUCUAAUUCUACCUAUUUACAUUUUCACUGACAUCCUGCCACACUGUUAGCUUCUUUCAUUUCGUGGAGUCUCAGAACAGCAGAUACUCCCCAUGCCUGAAGAAGGGUGACUGCACCUGAAAGCUUGCCAAGGACUUUUUUCCAACUAUUCAGUUGGUCUAGUAAAAGAUAUCACAUCUACCCAAAGAACCUUGCCUUCCAUACCUAUCCCAGUCAGUCAGUCUUGAUGUAGAAAUCAACCAUAGGAUUCGCUAUGCCAGCAUAUCCUUUGGAAAGCUGUUUCGCCAUGUCUUUGCUGACUGAAAUCUGCAGAUGGAAACUAAGAUCCUGGUCUACAGUGCAAUAGUUACUCCCAUGCUUUUCUAUGGGUAUCAGAGGUGGGAGACAUAUCAAAACCAUCUUAGGCACCUGGAAUGGUUCCAUCAACAUUGUCUCAGGAAGAUCCUUCGGAUUAGAUGGAAAGACCACUGCACCAAUGCCAGCAUCCUCUCAGUAGGUAACAUAAUUAGCACUGAGGCAAGGAUCAUGAAACACAACCUUCGCUGGGCUGGCCCCUGUGUGCAAAUGGCUGACACUCAUCUCCUGAAGCAAGUCCUCUUCUCUCAACUUAAUCAUGGUGGUAGUUGAAUUGGGCAAAUCAGAAAGGAAGGAAAUAAUUCUCUCCAGCUUGCAAGAUGGCCCAUUAAAACUGGAGGAACAGAAGAAACAGGCUUAUCAGUUCUUGAAGAAACAGGAACUCUUUAGUGAUGUGAAGACAGCCGUGGCUGUAGACCAAUAUCCUAUUCUGCUGUGGUGGUCCCCUCUGACUGGAGAGACAGGGAGGCUAGGGGAGUGUGGAGAGGAUCUUUGCUUCUUUACCAUCAAUAGGACCUACCAGCAUAAUCACAUGACAAGAGCAUUUCUGUUCUAUGGUACUGACUUUAACAUAGAGAGCUUACCUCUCCCUCGUAAAGGCCAUCACGACUGGGCCCUUUUCCAUGAAGAGUCACCCAAAAACAACUACAAACUUUUCCAUAAACCUACCAUCACCUUGUUUAACCACACAGCUACGUUUAGUCGCCACUCCCACCUGCCACUGACUACUCAGUACCUGGAGGGCAUAGAGGUCCUGAAGUCUUUGCGAUACAUGAUCCCUUUGCAGAAGAAAAACAGCUUGAGGAAAAGGCUAGCACCACUUGUGUAUGUGCAGUCAGACUGCGACCCUCCCUCUGACCGGGACAGCUAUGUGAGUGAGCUGAUGAGCUACAUUGAGGUGGACUCCUAUGGGGAAUGCUUGCAUAACCGUGACCUUCCUCAGCACCUCAAAAAUCCUGCCUCCAUGGAUGAUGGGAGCUUCUACACAAUACUAGCUCAGUACAAAUUCAUUCUGGCUUUUGAAAAUGCAGUCUGUGAGGACUAUAUCACUGAAAAACUCUGGAGGCCACUAAAAUUGGGAGUGGUGCCAGUGUAUUUUGGAUCCCCUAGCAUUGCAGACUGGCUUCCUAGCAAUAAGAGUGCAAUUUUAGUAACAAGAUUUUCACAUCCCAGGGAGCUGGCCCAGUACAUCAAGGCCCUGGACACAAAUGACCAAGAAUAUGUGGCCUACCUUGAAUGGAAACUGAAAGGAGACAUUUCCAAUAAAAGGCUGCUCACUGCUAUGAAGGAACGCAAGUGGGGAGUCCAAGAUAUCACGCAGGACAACUACAUUGAUGUGUUUGAGUGCAUGGUGUGUCAUAAAGUGUGGGAAAACAUCAGAAGGCAGGAAAAGGGAUUCUUACCCAGGAGAUGGAAUGCAGAGGUUAACCACCUGAGCUGCCCCAAGCCUCAGGCUUUCUUGUUCUCCUCUCCAAAUGUGCACCGGGCCUCUCUAAGAGAUAUGUGGAUACCAAGCUUUGAACAGUCCAAGAAAGAAGCCCAAGCAUUGAGGCUACUAGUGGAAAGGAACAUGAAUUUCUCAGCUCAGGAAUUUUGGACACUUGUAUUCAAAGAAUAAACAAGCCAAGCUAUCAAAGAUAGUGAGCUCCACAAAAGAACCUAUGAAAUAUAACUUUUGCAGGCUGCCUUAAUAUUUGUAGGUCAUUAAUGAGAAAAGAGUCAGAUUGUUCUGUAAGAUAGAUUUUAGUAGGUACAGUACUCAGUGAGUACUAUACUAAACUACAGAUUACCCAGUGGGACUUUUAAAAUAUAUAUAUUUUUAUACUAAUUGCCAGUAGUUCUAACUUUUCACUGUUAAGAGCCCAAAGUACUUAAAUGUGUGCCUCGUUUUGUGCAGCUGUCUGGGUGAAGCUAAUAGCACUACUUGUGUGCAUAGGAGGGGUUGUUGCUUCUGCACCUUGCAGAAUUAGGACCUCAUAUUCCAUGAUCUGAGCUUCUAGUUCCCUAGGUUGCUGUUCACAGAGGUUUUCACCAUCCCAUGAUUUUGGCUCAUGUGCUCUGAGGUUGCUCUGUUUAUCAUUGGCCCCUUUGGUAUAUCAGCAGUUUUAGUUCAGACUUGGCAAGCUCAGUCCCCUGAUGUGGAGUGCAAACAUGGAAAGCAUUAGCAGUUGGAAUUGGGAAGCCCCAUCUGCUAGUGCCCAGGGACUGAUUAAGGGAAAACGUGCUGGCUAAGGUUUGCCCACCAUCUCCUAUUUAAAAUUUAAGUGCACAAGAAUCUUCCUCCCCACCCCAACCCCCACAGGAUCAUUCCAAAAUAAAUAGUUCUGUUUCAUUUCUGAUAAUAUACUUUCCUUCAUUAAAACCAUAGUAGUAACACACAGCUGAAUGGCUGUGAUGCUUGGAUGAAGCAGGGACUAAAGUAAGGGCUUGGUCCCACUGCAAAGACUAGGUUUGGUACUCAUGCUGGCUCAGACUAUGCCAUCCAUUUUUAAUUGGUGCUCUCCAUUCCAGUCCAGGGGCAAUUCUGCUUAAAAGUAGUAGUACAACGACUCAUGUCUGGUUUUGCUCAGCCCAGUGGGGCAACUCACAAGAGUAAGUGUUACUGAAGUGAUUAAGAUAUAAAGAUUUACAGGAUUAGACCUCAGAGAUAAUGGCUGAAAUAUAUUACUGUUUGGUGCUGUCGAGUGCUGCUCGACUUCUGUCGAGAAGUUGGCUUUUUACUCAUCUGACAAUUAAAAUAUAGCCACUCCAGACAGCUCACCAACUUUUAAGAAAAAUAUGAUGUUAGGUUAUUAUAUAAAAGGGCAAGAGUGGGAAAGUAGGUAAUGAAUAGUUUUGCAAAACAAAGUGCCAAAACGUUCAGGCCACAGAAUUUGCUCACUUUGAAGUCAGCUGUUGGAUUCCAAAUAUUUUGUAUGAAUAACUUGUGAUUAUUUUUUAGAGUAGCAAGAGAAAGGGCAGCUUUAUGGCUUAAAAAUAUAGUUUUGGUCUUACUGGGUAUGUCUACAUGUGCAUUAAUAUACCUUUUCUAAUAUGCAUUAAAUUUAGUACAUCCAAUGUGAGGCACUAAAUUAAUGUGCAUUAGGCUGCACUGAUACACAAUAGCACAUUUGAACACUUUUUUAGUGACACUUAAUGUGCAGUAGACUAUUUUACUGUACAUUACUUUAAUGCCACAGGUUUUUACAUGACAUUUUAAUGUGCAGUAAAAUAGUCUACUGCGCAUUAAAGUGCACAUGUAGACGCACCCACUGAGGUUGUUAAAUUAUUCCAAUCAGCAGCACAUUUAAGCAUGUGCUUAAUUUUAGGCAAGUGAGUAACCCUAUAGAAGUAAUAGUAGUAUCAUAGUAUCAUAGUAGCUAGGGUCAGGAGGGACCUGAUCAGAUCAUCUAGCCUGACCCUCUGCCACAGGCAGGAAGUCACUUCCUUAAAGUUACUCAUGUGCUUUGUUAGCUUGCAACAAUGUCAAUUUAACAACAGUUUAAUCAGCUCUUUAUUCACAGGUCUUUAAUGUAAAUAAUAAAUAAACCCCAUUUUCAGGAAAGAUACUUAAGCAUAUGGUUAAGGGCUUUUCUAAAAUAGGAACGAAGAUUGGACUAAUCCUUAAUCCAGGAAGCAACCUCUGUAGAUAUCUCUUGCCUUUCAAUCUGUUGUCCUGCAUUAGUAUUCUUUCUGUCAGGCUGACAUAGGACAUCCAUACCAAUAUGAGUUAAUGUUGUGAUCAGUUUUUCCAUUAGUUUUAUCGAGCACUUUCGUAAACAUCUGGAGCCAGAGUUUUAAAAUUACUCCAGAUCUGAAACUGGGAUCAUAUUUUCAAAAAUGAAAACAAGGAAGUUGAACCAUGUAGUUCUGAAAGCAGGUUUCAUCAGUGGCGGAACCAUAGAAACAUGGCAGGUUUGGAGAACCCUCCACAUAUUAAAGACCCCCACAUAUUAAAGAUUUCUUAGCAGGUGGGCAAACAUCGCUUUCCUAAUUCAACUUGGAAGGUGUGGGGAAUUGGGGAAGAAGUCCCAAAUUCAGCUGAUUAAAGCACUUUUAUCUGUAGGCUGGUAUGUGGAUUUUGGAAGUUGGAAAGUGACCAUCUUAGAGACAGGCCUAUGUCUCUUGGCUAUUUGUCUCUAUUAGACCAUACAACUUCCCUGCUAUUUACAAACACUUUAUAAAGUUUCCCCUCUGCAAUUAAACCUAAAGUCUCUUGGCUAUCUGUCUCUAACACCAGACAGUAACAGAUGCUUCAAAGGAAGGUUAAAAACACUUAACUAACAACCUGCUUGGAAAGUGAAAAAAAGAAACAUUGCCCAGGCAGCUAGUGACUAGCUUGACACCUGUUAGUUUAGUGCCUUGAACACAAGGUGUACAUCUAGAUGAGCGUGCACGUGUCUGUUGUGGCAUCUCAAAGCAGUUUGAGAUGCUGCAAGAGGCACACUGGGAAAAAAAUGUUCCCCAUAUUUGCAGCAUGGGCUCUAAAUUCAAUACCUGGAAAUCUAGGUAUAAAAAAAAAAACCAUGGAAAAAAGCAGGCCAAGUUAUGUUUCUGUAGCGUGCCCUAAGGCAGUGGCGUACCGACGGGCAGGGGUGGGGGGAGAGUGGGAGUGGGGCAUGGCCCCUGGGCCCUGGCUGGGGGGGCACCGGCCAGAGAGGCUGGGGCAUCUCCUGCAUUUUGUGAGUGGCCCACCCUUCUGCUGGGCGGGUUGUAGCUUUCUUUGGCUGUUCCAGAUGGAAAUUCUGGCUGCUGCCCCUCCCCCACAACUGGUGUGCCAUGCUGCUAACUCCCCUGUUGAUGUGCCAUGGGGCAGGAGGUGGGGCCCCGCAUAGGCUGAUUUGCUUCAGGUCCUGCACCCUGAUCAGAUUGUCCCGGGGGGGGGGGGGCACAAAUGCAAGCAUUGGCCCCUGGGUGCUGGAGACCCACGGUACGCCACUGCCAGAGUCUGAGUCCUCCAAAAACUUGCUCUGGCAUCUUGCCAGAGUGUCUCUAUAGUUGCCCCCUUCCCCUGCUACCCUAGCACACUGCCUCAGCAUGCUGGGGUAAAUAGAAGUGGGGCAAGGCUGCAGUGUGACCUGGACCCAGAUGCUAGGUAAGUAGGACUGUGGAGGUGGGGAUGGGGAUUGUGUGUGGGAGGACUGUGUGAGUGUGGGGUGGGUCCCCUGCCUACCCCCUGCACAGUGCACAGCCCCCCUACUGCAGCAGCAGCAGCAGCAGCAGCCGCCAGGCGCUCAGGGCCCACUGCUGGCAGAGACCCCUGCAGCAUGGCACGGCUCCAGCCACCUCAGACCCAGCGCUGCCUGUGCCAUAUGUCAUGGGCCCAGCCUGGCAUCAGGAUGUGCACCUUUGGGUAGCACUGGGCCACCCUGGCUUUCACCUGGGGUCCCAGCAUUGCUUGCAGGGGCCAUGCAUUAGGCCAGGUCCUGUCUCCAAGUGCCCUGUACGCCAUCGGGACAGGCCAACUCCAUGGCCCAGCACAAUGCGUGGCCCCUGCGUACAGUGUUCGGACCCCAGGUGACAGCCAGAGUGGCCUGGGGCUGCACUGCACUGAGGGGGGCAGGCCCUGAGCGCCGGACAGCUGCUGCUGCAGGAGGGCUGUGCACCCUGCGGGGGGCAGGCAGGGAACCCACUCCUCCCAAGCAACCCCCCCACACCCACAUGAUCCCCUCAUACCCACAAAACCCCCAACAAUCUGCCCACAAACCCCACACCCCCAAACCACUCCCACAAACCCCUCACCGCUAUACUCAGCCACAAAUUCCAACCCCCCACACAAGCCCCAUACCCCUCACAAACCUCACCCCCACAAACCCUACACCCACCCAAUCCCCCCACAAACCCCACACCCACCCCUCCCACCCUAAAUCCCACAUCCCCCCCAAAGAUCUCACACCCUGCAUGCCCAGCUGGCCACAUGGAAUGAAACAGGACCUGCUGGUGGGAGCUGCAGCUGUAGGGGCAACUGUCACACUGCAGCCCUUCCCUGUGUCACCCCAGGGCUGGGAUAUGCAGCCCCAGCCUGGGGGCGCUCUGGUCCCAGGAACCACUUGUGGGUUGUGAUGGGCUGUGGGGAGGGGGCAGGUGGCAGCAGGGGUGUGUGUGUGUGAGAGAGAGAAAGAGAGAUGGGGGUUGGGGGUAGGGGAGAGCUCUGGGUAGGAGAGGCCGCCAGAGCCAGGCCAAGAGCCCCCCUGCUUCCCUAGAGAAGCCUGUGCAGGGGGAGACCGGCCUGGAAGGGAAGGGCCUUGCCCAGCCCAGACCCUGAGCCCCAGGAGUCGCAUAGGGAUUGCUGGGGCCUGGACACAGGUGCAGGGAGCAGAACGGCAAGGGAUGGCACUACUCAGAGCAAGGGCAGGCAAUUAUUGCAGGUGGAGGGCUGCUUAACAAGGUUUGGUGAACUUUCAAGGGCCUCAUGGGUAGCCCUGCCCGUUGACAGUUGCCCCGCUUCCUGGUCACCAUCUUGAGAC